UCAAAGCUCAAAUCCGGCUCAUUUACACUUCCUCGGUGCCUCAGUUCACCAACUCCCCCACCAUGAUAGUGAUGGUGGGACUCCCGGCCAGAGGAAAGACCUACAUCUCUAAAAAACUCACCAGAUACCUGAACUGGAUCGGAGUUACAACGAAAGUGUUUAAUGUGGGUCAGUACAGAAGAGAUGCGACGCGCUCCUACAACAGCUUCGAGUUCUUCAGACCGGACAACGAGGAGGCCAUGAAGAUACGCAAGUCCUGUGCCAUCGCUGCUCUGAAAGACGUCUGUGAUUACUUCACCAGAGAGCUGGGGCAGGUCGUGGUUUUUGAUGCCACCAACACGACGCUGGAGCGCAGAGAGGUCAUCCUCGGCUUCGCUAAGGAGAACGGUUACAAGGUCUUCUUUGUGGAGUCAAUAUGUGACGACCUAGAAAUCAUCGCUCAGAAUAUUAAAGUGAGUGAAAUGUGA
This is a messenger RNA of Notothenia coriiceps (black rockcod), 467 nucleotides long. RefSeq names its product 6-phosphofructo-2-kinase/fructose-2,6-bisphosphatase-like. The transcript has 6 exons. Gene Ontology annotation, cellular component: cytosol; 6-phosphofructo-2-kinase/fructose-2,6-biphosphatase complex. NCBI's taxonomy places the organism in Eukaryota, Metazoa, Chordata, Actinopteri, Perciformes, Nototheniidae. The record is from RefSeq and is a predicted model, not a curated record. Gene Ontology annotation, molecular function: ATP binding; fructose-2,6-bisphosphate 2-phosphatase activity; 6-phosphofructo-2-kinase activity. The annotation marks the transcript as partial. Gene Ontology annotation, biological process: fructose metabolic process; fructose 2,6-bisphosphate metabolic process.